AUGUAUCUUUGGCAGUUAUUGUCUGAGGCAGCCCCAGGAAGGUUAAGAAUAGUUCAUGGUGACAUUCUCACCUACAGAAUGGACAGAGGAUUCCCAGGAAAAAUCAGUAAGCGAUGGGAUGAAGAUCCUCCAAACCUCCAUAUUAUUGGAAAUCUUCCUUUUAGUGUAUCAACGCCUCUGAUUAUCAAGUGGUUGGAGCAUGUGGCCAAUAGAACUGGGCCUUUCAGCUUUGGCCGCACUCAACUCACGCUCACCUUCCAGAAAGAGGUGGCAGAGCGCCUAACAGCCAGCACAAGCAGCAGACAGAGGAGUCGUCUGUCCAUUAUGUCUCAGUAUCUCUGCACUGUGCACAGCUGCUUCACUAUCCCUGGCCGAGCCUUCGUCCCUAAACCAGAGGUGGACGUGGGAGUAGUGCACUUCACUCCUCUGGUUCAGCCUCAGAUCCAGCAGCCCUUCAAGUUGGUGGAGAAGGUCGUGCGCAACGUAUUUCAGUUUAGACGGAAGCACUUUUACAAAGGACUAGAAAAGUUGUUCCCAGAGGCGAGUCGCGUGGAGCUGACACAGGAGAUGAUCCAGAAGGCAGAUAUAGACCCCACUCUGCGCUCCACAGAACUCAAGAUCCCCCAGUUUAGAGCACUAUGUGAAGUGUACGCACAUCUCUGCUCACAGGACUCCAGCCUCAUUGACUACGAGUACAGAGAGGAGCUCAGGCAAAACCGCCAGCAGAGGAGUAAACCGGACAGGAAUAUGAAAACCAACACCGUUACAUAAAACAGAUACAUUUUAUUAUAUUAUAUUAUGGAUGAACCAUUUUGAGCUCAGUCUGAACAUGUUUUAAGUAUUAAAGUUGGGCAAUGAUUUGAGGACCUUGACAGCAUAGUCUGAGCUUGUUUCUCUACACUGGUGAGUAUCUGUUAGGGAUGAGAUAAGAUCUUUCAAGAUAAAACUGUCACAUGGGAAAUGAUCUUGUAAGAUUUAUUCUUGUGAUGUGUUUGUAUUUGGAGACAAGAGAAGGAGUACUUCAUGCUGAGGAGUUACACUUUUUGAAAAACUGUGGUUCUAAAAAGCAGUGUUACAAUGGCAGCAAAAAUUAUUAAAUAAAUAAUAAAUUUAAGAAGAAAAAGAUUCAGAUUCACAAAAACUCAUUGUCUCAUUCUCUUGUCAGUCUCUUGUCUCAUCUCGCCAUGUGGGAAAUGUGUCCUGUCCCACUUCUACUGUAUGUGUACCAUUUUGUACUCAAUGGCCAGUGAUUUGAGGACCUUGACAACGUGUUUUGAGCUUGUUCCUCUAAAUUGGUCAGUCUCAAAUUAAAAAACAGUGGUGGUCUUGCAGCUUGUGAUCCCUGUGCUGGUCCCUGGUCCAAAGAAUCUGCACCAGCAAAUGGACAAAAAAAGGUCAUAAAAAGUCGCGCACUAAGAGCCUUUGUUUGUGCCGAAAGACACUGAACUGCUCUUAAGCCUUGACAUUUUCCACCUGGCAUAAGCAUGCAUUUUUAAAAAGUUCUCCCUGCACCCUAGGAGAAAAAGGGAAAAAGGUAUACGCUAAAAUCCAGCAGCUAAAUAAAGCAAAACCUGGCUUCAGUCUGCUCUUGGGCUCUUCUCAUGACUUCUAAAAGCAGAUAUGCACGAGGAAAGCAGGUUAGCCACCCACUGAAUGUGUUAAAGUGAAUAUUAGUGUGCAGUAACUCAGCCUCCUCCUACUUCUCUCUUCGGUCCCAUUUCUUACAUCCACUCCAGCUCACUUAACACCUUUUGGGAGCUAAGAGAAAUGUCUGUGAGCAUCAGGGGUAAUUUAGAAAUGGGAACAAGGUGGCACAAAUUAUUAGGUAUACAGUACCUGAAUAUCAUGCUUGAUAAGAGAAACUAAUCACAUGGCAACAAAGCGUCAAAACCUAGUUACUCGUAUUUUCUUGUUCUUGAAUAUCUUCUGAUUACUGGUGCAUUUUUAGGUUUAUAUCAGCAAAUACCAUUUUUCACUCUCUAUUAUGCUA
Molecule: messenger RNA, 1990 nt
Organism: Boleophthalmus pectinirostris (great blue-spotted mudskipper)
Lineage: Eukaryota; Metazoa; Chordata; Actinopteri; Gobiiformes; Gobiidae
Gene: tfb1m
Product: transcription factor B1, mitochondrial
Exons: 5
Coding region: 1-771 (256 amino acids)
Biological process (GO): transcription initiation at mitochondrial promoter; rRNA methylation
Cellular component (GO): mitochondrial matrix
Molecular function (GO): rRNA (adenine-N6,N6-)-dimethyltransferase activity; mitochondrial transcription factor activity
Source: RefSeq, a predicted model, not a curated record